GGGGAGAGGGAGGGGGAGAGACUUUUGCACAGCUUGUCCAUCUUGUUAGUCCUGUGCCAGCUCCAGCAUGCAUGUCUGCCUAUCUGUUGUUUUGUGGCUUUGUGUCUGAAUGCACGUCUCACUUUGAUCUUCAUCUGCUUCUCAUCUAGCAUCUCGUUCACCACCGUCACCAAGAAGACACAGCAGCCAUUCUUCAUUCUGGAGGGAAAGGCCCCAGUCGAGCCCAGCAGGGGGGAUGGAGGAGAUGGGGACUCUGGUUCUCCAAGCCCCACAUCUGCUGCUCUGCCUCUGACCCACGCAGAGACUUUGGCCCCCUGGCAGAGUGAGAGCCUGCUGGCAGAGUCCUGGUCCACGGUGGGCGAUGCGGACCCAGAGGACACCAAGAGCCUGGACAGCAAUGAUGAUAUUGGGCUGGGCGGAGAGGAGAACCACUCCUCCAACUCUGACAUGGUCCACCUAGAGCGAGAGGAGGUGGAGAUGCUCGAGGAGGCAGAGAAGGAGGAAGCGGCGAGGAGGACAGAGGAGGAGGAGGAAGACGACGAGGAGCUGCAGUCGAGCGUGUUGAGUGUUUUAGGCGGGGAGAGGGAGCUUGUGGAGCUCAGAGAUGAGGAGCAGGACCUCAGUGCCCCAGAAACUGAGGAGCUCCUGAUGACAGCGGAGGAGCCUCACAAGAAGAAGGAGCCGGCAGAGUUCAUGCAGGUGGUUCCCCCCAUGGCACUGCCUCCUCUGCCUAUCGUCAAGUUCGAUCCCCCCUCCACUACGUCCACCCCGGUCCCUUCAACCGCAAGCUCUGAAGCUGAGGAGCUCUACCCCACUCAGGGUCAGGGGCUCCACCCUCCUUCUAUCCUUACACAUAUGGCAGCAGAGCCUCCGUCAGAGAGUCAUGAGCAGCUACAAUACUCACAGAUUCCCCUGACGGAUGUAGAGGAACAUUCAGCCAAAGCCUCUGAAGCAGCACCAGGAAAGCUGGAGCCGACACUGCCUGCUGCGCCAGAGACUUCCCAACCUCUGAGCUCCACAGAGCUGCUGUGUGGAGGCGCAGCUUUGGUCGCGGUUUUAGGAAUAGUGGCUUAUGGUGCUGUCGCCUACUGCAGAAAGUAGCCUAGAAUCACCUUUUAAACACAAUUUUUUAAAUCUAUUCCAAUUGAAAAUAUUCCACUUCGGGAUUUUACUCUUUGUAUUGUAGUUAUUAUUAGACACAUUAAUUUGAUUUUUCAGAUUCGUUUUGUGCUACCUCAGCUCAUGGCCUUUGUUUUUCUGUAUACGAUUGAUCUCUGAUCUCUAACAUGUAAGCCUGGAAUGUAAAAUCAUGUGAAGGUAGAAUUUUAAAGAAUCCUGAAACUUGAA
Eleginops maclovinus (Patagonian blennie) is the source of this 1347-nucleotide messenger RNA. RefSeq names its product bcl-2-like protein 13. The record is from RefSeq and is a predicted model, not a curated record. The transcript has 2 exons. NCBI's taxonomy places the organism in Eukaryota, Metazoa, Chordata, Actinopteri, Perciformes, Eleginopidae. The annotation marks the transcript as partial.